This is a messenger RNA of Plectropomus leopardus (leopard coralgrouper), 3182 nucleotides long. RefSeq names its product low density lipoprotein receptor-related protein 3 (gene lrp3). Gene Ontology annotation, cellular component: plasma membrane. The record is from RefSeq and is a predicted model, not a curated record. Lineage: Eukaryota; Metazoa; Chordata; Actinopteri; Perciformes; Serranidae. Gene Ontology annotation, molecular function: protein binding.
CACGGUGAGGAUCUUUCGGUGUGUCGGGGCUGAAAACAGAUGCGGGGAGUCUCGCAGGAGGACACAGAUGUGGAGCAAACCGUGGAGAGAGUGUCCGAGAUAAGAGGGAGUCCCCGGCGGAGCAUGGGGCUGACGGAGCUGCUGCUGCCCGGACUGCUGCUGUGGUUCCGCUCUGCUCUGCUCUGUGCAGCAGGCUGCAGUGAGCGCGUGGAGGUCCACACGGAGCGGAGGGGUGUGAUCUACAGCCCCUCGUGGCCUCUAAACUACCCGCCUGGAGUUAACUGCAGCUGGCACAUCCAGGGAGGUCAGGGAGAGGUCAUCACCAUCAGUUUCCGAAACUUUGAUGUGGCGGAGUCAGGAGGUUGUUUGGGAGACUGGCUCCUGCUGACUCCCACGAGGAGCGGAGACUCCAGGCUGUGUGGCUCCAUGCUGCCUCCGCCCUUCAUCUCCACCAGGGGGCGCGUGUGGCUCUAUUUCCACUCUCAGGCCAACAGCUCCGGGCAGGCGCAGGGCUUCCGCCUCUCCUACAUCAGAGGACAUUUGGGUCAGAGCAGCUGUCAGUCAGAUGAGUUCCUGUGUGGGAAUGGGAAGUGUCUUCCUCGCUCCUGGAAGUGCAACGGUCAGGAUGAGUGUGGCGAUGCCACGGACGAACGCAGCUGCUCCCCCCCUCCCACCGAGGCCCGGCCCGGCCUCUGCCCUUUCGGAUCCCUCCCCUGCACCGAGGCCCAGUCCACCCGCUGUCUGCCCGCCGCCCUGCGCUGCAAUGGAGCCCGUGACUGUCACGAUGGCACCGACGAGCUGGGCUGCCCCGACACCACCUGCGGCAAACGUCUGGGGAACUUCUACGGCUCCUUUGCGUCCCCAGAUUUUUUCCGGGCCAACAGGAGCGCAGCGACAGAGCUGAGGUGUUCGUGGUCUCUAGACACCCAGGACCCCAAGCCCAUCGUGCUGCAGCUGGACCUGCAGCUGGGGCCCGGAGACUCUUUGCAUGUGUACGAUGGCCUGCUGCAGCGUGCAGAACACCUCCUACAGGUGCUGUCCUAUCACAACAACAGGCGGCCGGCACUGCUGGAGUCAAGUCGGGGUCAGAUGAGUGUUUUGUACAUGGCCCAGCCUCAUAGCCCCGGACAUGGCUUUAACGCCACAUACCAGGUCAAAGGUUACUGCUUCCCUGGCGAGCGUCCCUGUGGCAGCGAUCAGGGCUGCUACUCUGAACGCCAACGCUGUGACGGAUACUGGCACUGUCCAUCUGGCCGCGACGAGGAGGCCUGCCCAAUGUGCCCAGUCGGUGAGUUCCCCUGUGAGGGCGGCACUGGAGUGUGCUACCCGGCGUCUGAGCGCUGCAACAACCAGAAGAGGUGCCCGGAUGGGUCGGACGAGAAGAACUGCUAUGACUGCCAGCCUGGAAACUUCCACUGUGGGACGAACCUGUGCAUCUUUGAAACGUGGCGGUGUGACGGCCAGGAGGACUGCUUGGACGGGAGCGAUGAGAGGGACUGCCUGGCGGCGGUGCCCAGGAAAGUGAUCACGGCCGCACUGAUCGGCAGUCUGGUCUGCAGCCUCCUGCUCGUCAUUGCCCUCGGCUGUGCGCUCAAACUCCACUCCCUCAGGAGCAGAGAGUACAGAGCGUUUGAGACUCAGAUGACUCGCAUGGAGGCCGAGUUUGUUCAAAGAGAGGCUCCCCCUUCAUAUGGUCAGUUAAUCGCCCAGGGCCUCAUCCCUCCAGUGGAGGAUUUCCCAGUGUACAACCCCACACAGGCCUCCGUGUUACAGAACCUGCGGCUGGCGAUGCGCAGACAGAUCAGACGCCACUCGACACGGCGCUCCACCACCUCCUCCUCUCGUCGACGUCUGGGGCAUUUGUGGAAUCGCCUUUUCCACAGUGGAGGGCGAACCAGAGGCCACGCCCCCCUGCUUGACUCCCCAGGACCCACACAGAUCACACUGGGGCUCCACAGCUACAGAACUGUGGGUGGGCCGGGGCCCCAAUCAAGGGUCAGGCCUGGAGCUGGACUUGGGGAUGAGGCGGAUGCAGCUCCGGGCUCUUUCUGCUCGGCGGCCAUGGACACACAGUCCUGCACGCCAGAGAGCCCCGCAUCGCCGCUCUCGUCACAGUCAGUGGACAGUCCAGAGGACGAGGACCUGUCACCUGUCAGCAGGGAGAGCAGCAGGGCCCCACAGUCAGAUCCCUCCACCCCUGUUCAGAGUGACUCUUCUGCCCAUAGCGGGGCCCCUCCCUCCCCCCAGGAAGACUCUGCACCCCUGUGCCCCCCCCGGGCAUCAAGGAAACUGGUUCUGGAGCUGGCUGUUAAUCUAAAGGGUGUUUCCUUGAGACGUUACUCCCCCUUGGGGCCUUUGUCCCCGAUCUCACCCCCUGUGUUCCCCAGUAGCUCCCAGACACCAACAAGCCCCCUUUACCCAGAGGGGCUGGAGGUGAUGUCACCUCCAGAGCCCUCGUCUUCCUCGGUGAAAGCAGAGGACAGAAACAGCCAUUUUAAUGUGGAAGUGCCAAGCAGGGAAAUAAGAAGCAGGGAGGAGAGGAGGAGGGAGGAGAGGAGGAGGGAGGGCAAGAGCAGGCUCUGCAGAUUCAGCGGUGAUGAGGGUGGAGAUUCAGGGAGGGGGACAACGCCAUGCUGAGGAGUUUAGGAAAAUACACUCUGUCCCCUCGCUCCAUUGAGACCUGACGUCAGCAAUAUCUGCUCUGCUAAAGUGUCCUUGAAAUGUGUCCCAACCAGAUCCAGAGGUCUAAGACUUGUACGUCAGCCCACCGCAUGGAGAAAGUUAAGUAGAAUAUAAUUCGCUCAUGUCCAUUUAAGUCUAUGAGUGCAUAUGCACAAAAUGAUGCACAUGCAGCAUUUUGCUAAGAUGAAUAAAACCAGCGUUGGUAGUGCUAAUGGUCUGUGUUGUACAGUAAAUCUCUGUCAGAUAGGAGCUUCAUGUUGACUCCCAAAAUUAAAUACAAACAGACGCCCCCGUUUCACUGUUUCAACUCAGUUUCAAAUCAACUCAGUUCUGGCCAUCAGUACCAAUACAAUAAUGGCAUCAUGUUCCUACAACGCCAAAGCAGCCUUUGUGUCGUUAACCCAGAGCCAUUAUGCACCGCUAGAUACUGUGAACCAUAAAAGCCUGUUAAGUGAUCCUAUAUGAAUUUACCAGAUAAAUGAUCCCCUUGUCGUUCUUAU